Molecule: messenger RNA, 8981 nt
Organism: Thamnophis elegans (Western terrestrial garter snake)
Lineage: Eukaryota; Metazoa; Chordata; Lepidosauria; Squamata; Natricidae
Gene: PXDN
Product: peroxidasin
Exons: 23
Coding region: 286-4728 (1480 amino acids)
Biological process (GO): response to oxidative stress
Molecular function (GO): heme binding; peroxidase activity; protein binding
Source: RefSeq, a predicted model, not a curated record
GAGGGGCCGAGAGCAGAGGCAGAGGCGCGCAGGGGAAUCCGCGGCGGGGCCAGGCGGGGCGGUCGCUCCAGCAGCCCCCUCCCCACCGCCUCCUCCUCCUCCUCCCCCUCCUCCUCCUCCUCCCCCUCCGGCCCGAGCGCUGCGGAGGUUCUCGCUGCUGCAGCCUCUCCGUGCGCGGCUCGCCCAGGCAGCGCUGCCAGCGGGGAUCGCCAGCCGGACAGCGCCAGCUUUGCCGCCGCCGCCGCCCCUGCUCGCCCCCCGGCAGUCUCGCUGGCCCUGGGCGGCAUGGCGGGGAGCCUCCCGGGACUGCUGCUGCUGCUGCUCCUCUUGCCGCUGGCGUCCCCGCAGCCGCCGCCCCCGGCCUCGCUCCAGCGGGGGAGCGUGUGGUGCCCCAGCCGCUGCCUCUGCUUCCGCACCACCGUGCGCUGCAUGCACCUCAUGCUGGAGAGCGUCCCGGCCGUGGCCCCGCAGACCUCCAUCCUAGAUCUUCGGUUCAAUCGAAUUAAAGAAAUCCAACCUGGUGCAUUUAGAAGGCUUAAAAAUUUGAACACAUUACUCCUCAACAAUAAUCAUAUUAAAAGAAUUCCAACUGGAGCAUUUGAGGACCUUGAAAAUCUAAAAUAUCUCUAUUUGUACAAGAAUGAAAUCCAGUCAAUUGACAGGCAAGCAUUUAAAGGACUUGCCUCUCUAGAACAACUAUAUCUGCACUUUAACCAGAUUGAAACAUUGGAGCCAGAAUCAUUCACUCAUCUUCCCAAACUUGAAAGAUUAUUUUUACACAACAAUAGAAUUUCUCAUUUAAUUCCUGGGACAUUUAGUAAUUUGGAAUCCAUGAAACGUCUACGUCUGGAUUCCAAUGCACUUCACUGUGACUGUGAAAUAUUAUGGCUGGCAGAGCUGUUAAAAACAUACGCCGAAUCUGGCCAUGCGCAGGCUGCAGCCACAUGUGAAUAUCCAAGGAGGAUCCAGGGAAGGUCUGUGGCCACGAUAACACCAGAAGAACUUAACUGUGAGAGGCCAAGAAUUACAUCAGAGCCUCAGGAUGUGGACGUAACCUCAGGGAAUACCGUCUACUUCACUUGCAGAGCUGAAGGAAAUCCCAAACCAGAAAUCAUUUGGCUUCGCAACAAUAAUGAACUCAGUAUGAAAGCAGAUUCUCGAUUAAACUUGCUUGAUGAUGGGACUUUAAUGAUUCAGAAUACGCAAGAGACAGAUCAAGGCAUUUACCAAUGCAUGGCAAAAAACGUAGCCGGAGAAGUUAAAACUCAAGAAGUGACUCUGCGCUACUUUGGUUCGCCAGCUCGGCCAAGUUUUGUGAUUCAUCCACAAAACACAGAAGUUCUGGUUGGAGAAAGUGUCACCUUGGAAUGUAGUGCAGCUGGGCACCCCCAACCACGCAUCACGUGGACAAAGGGUGACAGAACACCUCUGCCAAAUGACCCACGGGUCACCAUCACUCCGUCAGGGGGGCUUUACAUCCAAAACGUGGAGCAGGAAGAGGCUGGCGAAUAUACCUGCUUUGCAACCAACAGUCUCGAUAGCAUCCAUGCAACCGCCUUCAUUAUUGUGCAAGCUGUUCCUCAGUUUACUGUGACCCCUCAAGACAGAAGCGUGAUUGAAGGGCAGACUGUCGAUUUCCCUUGUGAGGCACAAGGAUAUCCACAACCAGUCAUUGCAUGGACUAAAGGAGGUAGUCAGCUGUCUGUAGAUAGAAGACACUUAGUUUUGUCUUCUGGAACUCUGAGGAUUUCCGCAGUGGCCUUACAUGAUCAAGGACAAUAUGAAUGUCAGGCUGUCAACAUUGUAGGAUCUCAAAGAGUUGCUGUCCAUCUGAAUGUACAACCAAGAGUAACUCCUGUGUUUGCUAAUGUUCCAAGUGACAUGACAGUGGAAGUGGGCACAAAUGUACAGAUUCCAUGCAGUUCUCAAGGAGAACCAGAGCCAGUAAUAACAUGGAAUAAGGAUGGUGUUCAGGUGACAGAAAGUGGGAAAUUCCAUGUUAACUCUGAAGGAUUUCUUACUAUUCGAGAUGUUGGCCCGGCAGAUCAAGGCCGUUAUGAAUGCGUAGCAAGGAAUACGAUUGGAUAUUCCUCGGUUAGCAUGGUACUAACUGUGAACGUUCCUGAUGUGAGUCGAACUGGAGAUCCCUUUGUAGCAAGCUCAAUUGUUGAAGCUAUUGCUACUGUUGACCGAGCAAUAAACUCCACACGCACACAUUUGUUUGAUAGUCGCCCUCGAUCGCCAAAUGAUUUACUAGCCCUAUUUCGAUACCCAAGAGAUCCUUACACUAUCGAACAAGCAAGAGCUGGAGAAAUAUUUGAAAGGACGCUGCAACUAAUUCAGGAACAUGUACAAGAUGGUUUAAUGGUUGACCUUAAUGGAACAAGCUAUCACUAUAAUGAUCUGGUAUCCCCGCAGUAUUUGAAUCUGAUCGCUAACCUGUCGGGCUGCACUGCCCAUAGGCGUGUGAAUAAUUGUUCCGACAUGUGCUACCAUCAGAAAUACAGAACACACGAUGGGACGUGCAAUAAUCUCCAGCAUCCGAUGUGGGGAGCCUCUCUCACAGCCUUUGAACGACUGCUGAAAUCAGUCUAUGAAAACGGUUUCAAUUUGCCAAGGGGCAUCGGAUCUAAUCGACAUUACAACGGAUACACGCUCCCAAUGCCCCGUUUGGUAUCAACUACGUUAAUAGGGACCGAAACAAUAACUCCAGAUGACCAGUUCAGUCAUAUGCUAAUGCAGUGGGGCCAAUUCCUGGAUCAUGACCUUGACUCCACGGUGGCUGCCCUAAGCGAAGCCAGGUUUUCAGACGGUCAGCAUUGUAGUUCAGUUUGUACCAAUGACCCUCCGUGUUUCUCUAUCAUGAUCCCGCCUAAUGAUCCUCGGGUCAGAAAUGGAGCACGGUGCAUGUUUUUUGUACGUUCCAGUCCCGUGUGUGGAAGUGGCAUGACCUCCCUUCUCAUGAACUCCGUCUACCCACGAGAGCAGAUCAAUCAGUUGACCUCGUACAUUGAUGCCUCCAAUGUAUACGGCAGUUCAGAGCAUGAAGCGCAAGAGGUCAGGGACUUGGCAAGCCACCGGGGCCUCCUGAGGCAGGGUAUUGUGCAGAGAUCCGGAAAGCCUCUUCUCCCAUUUGCGACGGGCCCUCCAACAGAAUGUAUGAGGGAUGAGAACGAGAGCCCAAUUCCCUGCUUCUUAGCUGGAGACCAUCGAGCCAAUGAACAGCUGGGACUCACCAGUAUGCACACACUGUGGUUUCGGGAACACAACAGGAUUGCUACUGAAUUACUGAAGCUGAACCCACAUUGGGAUGGCGAUACAAUAUAUCACGAAACACGUAAAAUCGUUGGUGCGGAGAUGCAGCAUAUAACCUACAGCCACUGGCUGCCCAAAAUCCUGGGAGUGGUGGGCUUGAAGAUGCUCGGUGAAUAUAAAGGUUAUGAUCCCAACGUUAAUUCUGGCAUAACAAACGAAUUUGCAACUGCAGCUUUUAGGUUCGGACACACCUUGAUCAACCCCGUCCUCUAUCGAUUGGACGAGAAUUUCGAAACUAUUCCGCAGGGCCACAUCUCUCUCCAUAAAGCUUUCUUUUCCCCAUUCCGGAUUGUAAAUGAAGGAGGCAUCGAUCCGCUCCUUCGAGGGUUAUUUGGCACUGCCGGUAAGAUGCGUGUGACUUCUCAGUUGUUGAACACUGAACUGACGGAGAGACUCUUCUCCAUGGCUCGGGCCGUAGCUCUCGAUUUGGCUGCCAUGAACAUUCAGAGAGGGAGAGAUCACGGGAUCCCACCCUACCACGAAUUUAGAGUCUUUUGUAAUCUGUCUUCCACACACACAUUUGAAGAUCUGAAAAAUGAAAUAAGGAAUCCCGAAAUCAGAGAAAAACUCGAACGAUUAUAUGGUUCACCACUGAACAUAGAUUUAUUUCCUGCUCUUAUACUAGAAGAUCUAGUUCCUGGAAGCAGGUUGGGACCUACUCUGAUGUGUCUCUUGAGCACACAGUUUAAACGUCUCCGAGAUGGAGACAGGUUGUGGUAUGAGAACCCAGGUGUGUUUACUCCAGCUCAGUUGACUCAGGUCAAGCAGUCGUCCCUUGCAAGAGUUCUCUGUGACAACGGGGACAACAUAACCAGAGUGCAACGGGAUGUUUUCAGAGUGGCUGAGUUCCCACAUGGCUACGGAAGCUGUGCUGAAGUUCCCAAAGUGGAUCUCAGGAUGUGGCAAGACUGCUGUGAAGAUUGCAGAACUAGAGGACAAUUCAAUGCAUUUUCUUACCACUUCCGAGGAAGGCGCUCCCUUGAUUAUAGUUUUCGGGAAGAUAAGCCUUCAAAAUACCUAAAAAUUCCAAGAGCAUCAAGUUUUGCAAGAGGGAAUACAUUCUUUAACAGCACUACUUCAUCCUUUAAUGAGCACAAGAAAUCCCCCAUAAUGAAUGAUUUCAAAGAAUUUGUUGGAGAUAUGCAAAAAACAAUUACAGACCUCAGAAAACAGAUAAAGAAACUUGAGUCACGGCUGAGCAGAACCGAAUGUACUGAUGAAAACGGCAAAUCUUAUUCGAGUAAUGACACGUGGAAAAAAGACCCCUGCACCACAUGCGAAUGCAAGGUUGGUCAGGUCACCUGUUACGUGGAAUCGUGUCCGUCACUUGAUUGUGCUACACCUGUGAAGCUGAAGGGCAUUUGCUGUCCAGUGUGCCUAAAACAAACUGUUAGCAAGGAAAAUGCACCCUAAGUCCCAAUUGUCACGUGUCAAAGUCAUAUUGAUAUCUGCUGAUGGCAAAUACAGGUAACAAAUACAGGCUUUAAACCACAAUAGAGAACCAAGAUGUUAAAGGAGAAUAGCAUUCAGAUGACGGGGUAACAGUGUUUCUUAUCCAUUGGAAAACCACCAGGUGAAAGCAUUGAAAGGGAAUACACAGUGUUAGUCAAGAUAAUUUUGUGUUGAAACUUCUCAGGUUCAAGAGACUAAAAACUGGUGCUAUUUUUUUAAAGCAUUUGUUUAGUUUUUUUUAGGCUCCCAGGUUGAUUUUUCUUUCUUUGCACACUGGUAGGAAAUCAGGUGCCAUUGGAGGAAAUAAGGUCCACGUAACAUAACACCUGGGUUUACACAUUGUAUUAUGUGGUUCUGUAAACCAUGGCUUAGUGCUAGGUGUAUUUUUACUACCAUUAUAGCUUAGUGAAUGCACCAUGGUAAAAUCAUGGCUUAGUGCAAUAUAUGUGAACACAGAUAUUGCCUGCAUUCAUAUAUCAUUCAACUGAUACUUGACCAUGUCAUACUGAAUAAACUACAGUUGGCUGAAUUCAGACAAUGUUAGGCCUGCCGUGCCUGGGCUGCAGAACUCUGGAGUACCACUAGAUGGCAGCAAAGGAUGUAUGAGAAAACAAUAUUUGGAUUUUUGGAUUCUGGUUCUGUGGCCCUGAAUAAUAUGCUACACUAUAAACAAAGUUUUUCAAAGACCAGGGUGGCUGGUUUCACAUAAUCCGGUAACUAGAACUAAACAAACCAAAACAAAUGUUUUAGUAUGAUACAAACACGAGGUCAGACUUGAAAGGUAUUUGACUUAAAAAGCUAAUCAUGCCAGAAUAUCAUUACCACAAUAACAAAAUCGUACUUAACUUGCAGUAUUAAUUCUAAUUGAGUCCAAGAAUAAAAAAACUGCUUAAUUUUGGCAUCUGAUUUUUACACCCCUGUAGUAUUAAAUCUUUCCCUAUCUGAUGCCUGCAUCUUUCAUCAUUUAACUUCCAGUGUAAUACAAUGUUUCCCAAGUUUGCAAACUUUCAUGUUUUUAUGAACUCCAGAGCUGGAAUUCCUUGGCCAGAUUGGCCUUUACUGGUCAUUCUUGGAGAGAAUGAAGCCCAGAAAAAGAUACUGAUGGAAAAUAAAAAUCAUAUCACAUUCUCAUACUUCUUGGUUUAAAGGGCAAUUUGCUCAGCUGCUUUAUAUUUUUCACCUAUGUUACGUUUCCCUGCUUAUUCUUGAGAUGUUCAGGCUAUCUGUACUUCCGUUUCCCAUCUAAAUUCGUCUUUCUUAUGUAUAGUACUGCAAACUUGCUCAAGUUGUCCAAGAAAUCUGCCACAUCAGAAUUUAAUUUAUAGAUGUGUAAUAAUCCCAGAAUUCAAAUCUGUCUGGGAACUCUAAUCCUUACGAUGUGGAUACUGUCUGUAUUCAUUCAAUGAUAAUAUUUGACCUUGCCCUUUAUCAUUACCUUCCAAGGCUGAGCCUCCUAUUGAAAAAGGUGGUGAGGAUUGUUUCUUGGGUUAUUUGUGUUUCAUAUUAAUUCUGGCCCCCAUAAAUAUUCAGCAUCUGAUGUUUUAGGCAUCCAUUAUUCAUUAUUCAUUUGCUACAAACAUAUAGAUUCUUAUUUUCCUACUUUAUAUCUUAGUAAUGCUAAGAUAUAAUGUUAUAUUUGUGCUGAGAAAUAAACCAUUAUGGAAUCUCCUUUAUCAUAAUAAACCUUUGGCACAGAAUGAUGGCUGAAGGGGCGGGAGGCAUUAUGCUUUUCUGGAAAAUAUGUAGUAAUGGAGAAAUUAAUCAAACAGGAGUUAAGAACCAUCUUGGGAAUAUUAUCUUUGCAUAUGCCACCAUGAUUUUUGAAAUCUAUUAUCUCUUCUAGCACCUUUCUGACAUGUAACAUACUUUCACUGCUGAGUGCAUUCUGACCUCCCAGAAUCCAUUUUGAUUCUUCCUAAUAGAUUUGGGCUAUCAGAUCAGCAUUUCUUUGUUGCCAUUUAGUGGUUAUCUGAAUUCUAGCCUACCAAAUCCGAUAGCCUUAAAUACGUUCAUGUCCUCUUAAAAAAUGCUCCAAGAAUGUGUUUUACAAACUUGGCAAAUGUAGGAUGUGUGGACUUCAACUCCCAAGAAAUCCCCAGCAACGCAUGAGUUACACUCAUCUUAACAUGGUCAAGAAUGAAUACAUUGUCAAGAGAGCAAUGAUGUCUUAAUCAAUUGUUCCAGACUGUCAGGUUUCAACAAAAUUGUUCUUUGUAUGAUCCGGAUCCUACAGUUUUAGAAACAGAUACAGCUAUAGAUGUAGAUAACAGCAUUUUUGGCCUGAGUACCAGGAAGGUUUAAACUAUGAUUCUGCAAUGUGCUUUUCCCCUGAUUUACUAACUGAGAAAAUACCUUGAAAAUGUGAACAUUAAAAGCCCCAGGAGGUGAGGGUUUCAGGAAAAGAUGACAAACAUCACACUGGUUAAGUGUACAGUUUUCCAGGAAAAGACAUUCCAAAAUGACAUCCGCCUUCUGACCUGAAUUAUUCCGUAGCCUGAAAACAAACGUCAUGCAUUCAUCGGUAUAUAAAAGGCACCAACCUUUAAUGAAAAUGCUGCUAAAGCUCCUCUAAAAUAUUUUGUGAACAAAUGAGAUGUACUAAAGCAGUGUGCAUAGACCAGCACCUAAACUCUAUUGAUCCUGGAUAGAUUGUUGCAUGAUUUUGAAAUAAAAUCUAUUAGUGUGAAGGAACCAAACAUUUCAAAGUCUUUGAUUACAUGGCACCAGUUUUCCCUACUUAAUACUUCUGUCAAAAUCAUGUUAAACAUUACUGUGUGUGAAUCUCUAUACCCAGAUAUGUGUUUUAAGGACUGUUGUUAUUAUGUCUACAUUAAUAUACCACUGUUUACCUUUGUUUUCAAUAUCGUCUUUUUUUUAUAACCAGCAUGUAUUGUUACAGUCAGAGAAGAAAAGCUGUCAUACCUCAUUUGACCGAUGUCUUUGUCUUCAUGAUGCAAAUCAUUAACUUGUAGUAUUUAGCUGUCUUCUGAAGUGACAUUGAUCAGUUUUCAGGGGUGAAAGCAAAAUCAUACAGUUUUAAUAAGAGGAAUUAAAAAGAGGAAUUUGUUUAGUAAAUACUCUACCAGGAUCUGUCAGUAGCUGCUUUAGAAAAGUAUUUUGGGAAUACAUAGUAAUUGACCAACAAAUUUUACAGAACUGUUCAAAGAGUACUAUCUUAAACAUUUUUACUUAAAAAUAAGCCCAAACUUAGUAGGACUUACAACCAGAUCAACAGGCACAGGGUGGAACUCGAAAGGAAAUUCUUAGAUAAAGAUUUGAUGCCCAUGAAGUGAAGACAUACUUUAAAAAUUGUACUUUAUUUUAAGGAUUACCUCUUAGGCCUUUCAGGACCUCAGUAAAUUCUCUAUUUCACAAUCCAGAUCAUGUUUUUUCCUGUAGGGGUUUUCACUAGAAUUCUUUCAUAUUUCUGCAAAUUAACAAAUUAUGCUAGAUAACCACAACUGAAGCAUGUUUCUGCAGGUAUAAGACAAGGUUCAAUCUUAACAAAUUACUAAUGACCAUUUAUUUAGGUGCUGCAGCUACACUAAAAAAAAAAAAAAAACACCCGCUCAGGUAUUUUGCAAUACAGGCAUCUGCAAAUCUAUUCAAACUAAAUCAUAUUCAAUAUCUGUAAAGGGGUAUAGGGUUACAUCAUGGACACUGAAGAGUAUAUUUUCCAAGAAUCUGUAACCAAAGAACUCUGGCUUCGUAUAUUGAAAUAAAACAAAUAUUUGAUCAGUAGGGUUAGGGUUAUCUCCAUGAAAAAGAUCCAGUGAGUCAUUGAAGAGAAGGUUUGCAGCCCAUUUCUGUUAACACUAUAAUCAGUAUUGUUCAAAUAGUAUGUAAAAUGAUGUAACUUCCAGCAUUUAUAGCUAAACAAAUAGCAGAAAAUGUUUGGUGUUAAACCAAAUUAGGAAAUAGACCUAAUUCUAUAAUUAUCACGUAAAUCAAAUAUUAUAAAAUGAUUUUUUUUACAUUUUUGCCAAUUAAAAAUUCAUGUAGCAUUUUUGAGACAGUGGCCGAUGGCUGAAUGAUCAUUUUUCUCAGUAUUUUGUUGGAGGCAAUUGUUCCAUAUUUAUUUACUUUGUUAAAAUUCCUACCGAAAAUAAAAAUAAUUACUGUACUUACUUUCUUGUACUUAAUAAAUCUACCAAAGAAUUGUUUGCACUGUUAUGAAUGCUUUUUAUUUACAAUAAACAGGUCACGUUUUUUAA